GGUCCUCUGGGAAGUGUUGUCGGGCAUCUAACGGAUCGGCGCUUGUGCUGCCCUCGGCCAUAGCUAGCACCGACCCCACCAGCGCCUUAUCGAAGCCCGCUCGGGCUGUCCCACUUGGGCGGCGUUCGGGUGUGGAGUUGAGGCGUGUGUCCUCGGCUCCGUGGUGAGUCCUUGGGACUCUUUGUGCUGGGUGGAAGUGCGGUCGUCGCCGAGGCGGACGACGUCUAUGCGGUGGUUUCCGAAGGCCGUGGGAGUGGCUCGUGAAGGACUGAGAGUCCGGCGUGAGAGUUCUUGUAUUAAGGAUCUAUUCAUUCAUAGACUCACCAUUUAUUGAAUGCUGUCUGUCUAACAGGCAUGAUUCUAGAUGUUUGGGAUUUAGCAGUAAACAAAAGACAACCCUCCUGCUAUAAUGGUACUUACAUUGUUGUGGGCCAGAUAAUAAACAAGGUCUGUCUCCUCAGACUUUAGCCCUUCCUAGAAAGAAGAAGAAAUGACUGAAUCCCAGGAAACAGUGACAUUCAAAGAUGUGGCUAUUGACUUCACUAAGGAGGAAUGGAAGCAAUUGGAUCCUGACCAAAGGAACCUGUACCGGAAUGUGAUGCUAGAAAACUAUAACAACUUAAUUACAGUGGGCUAUCCAUUCACCAAACCUGAUGUGAUUUUCAAACUGGAGCAAGAAGAAGACCCAUGGGUGGUAGAGGAAGAAGUAUUAAGGAGACACUGUCCAGUAUUGGAAAAAUUCACCAGUGAUAUUUAUUUGCAAUCAAUUAUAGGAGAAAUAUGGGGAAUUGAUGAACAUCAGAAAACCCAGGACAGAUUUUUGAAACAAUUUUUCAAGAAAACACUGACUGAAGAAGAAGUCAAUGAAUGUCACAAGAAAUUCACAAAUGCAUUUCCUCUGAAUUCAGAUUUUAUUCCUUCCAGAUAUAAUCUCUAUGAAUAUGAUUUGUUUCAAAACUAUUUAGAACAUAAUUUUGACUGUCAUAAUAAUGUGAAAUGCCUUAUAAGAAAGGAACAUUUUGAAUAUAAUGGAGCUGUGAGCUCAUAUGGCAAUAGCUCAUCCCCUCUUGUAGUAACCCCUUUUAAGUGUAAUCAUUGUGGAAGAGGUUUUAGUCAAACACUAGACCUUAUCAGACACCUAAGAAUUCAUUCUGGGGAGAAACUUUAUGAAUGUAACAAAUGUCAAAAAGCCUUCAGCCACAAGGAAAAACUCAUUAAACAUCAUAAAAUUCACAGUAGGGAACAGUCUUAUGAAUGUAAUGAAUGUGGGAAGACUUUUAUUAAAAUGUCAAAUCUUAUUAGACAUCAAAGAAUUCAUACCGGAGAGAAACCCUAUGCAUGUAACGAAUGUGGGAAAUCCUUCAGCCAGAAAUCAAAUCUCAUUGAUCAUGAAAAAAUCCAUACUGGAGAGAAACCUUAUGAAUGUAAUGAGUGUGGAAAAGCCUUCAGCCAGAAGCAAAGCCUCAUUGCACAUCAGAAAGUUCACACUGGAGAGAAACCUUAUGCUUGUAAUGAAUGUGGUAAAGCCUUUCCUCGAAUUGCAUCCCUUGCUCUUCAUAUGAGAAGUCACACAGGGGAAAAACCUUACAAAUGUGAUAAAUGUGGAAAAGCCUUCUCUCAGUUUUCCAUGCUUAUUAUACAUGUGAGAAUACAUACAGGUGAGAAACCUUAUGAAUGCAGUGAGUGCGGAAAAUCUUUCUCUCAAAGCUCAGCCCUUACUGUACAUAUGAGAAGUCACACUGGUGAGAAACCCUAUGAAUGUGAAGAAUGUAGGAAAGCCUUCAGCCACAAGAAAAACUUCAUUACACACCAGAAAAUUCAUACUAAAGAGAAACCUUAUGAAUGCAACGAAUGUGGGAAAGCUUUUAUUCAGAUGUCAAAUCUUGUUAGACACCAGAGAAUUCAUACUGGAGAAAAACCUUAUAUAUGUAAGGAAUGUGGCAAAGCUUUUAGCCAGAAAUCAAAUCUCAUUGCUCAUGAAAAAAUUCAUUCUGGAGAGAAACCCUAUGAAUGUAAUGAAUGUGGUAAAGCCUUCAGCCAAAAACAGAAUUUUAUCACUCAUCAGAAAGUUCAUACUGGGGAGAAACCUUAUGACUGUAAUAAAUGUGGUAAAGCCUUCUCUCAAAUUGCAUCCCUUACUCUUCAUUUGAGAAGUCACACAGGAGAAAAGCCUUAUGAAUGUGAUAAGUGUGGGAAAGCCUUCUCUCAGUGCUCACUGCUUAAUUUACAUAUGAGAAGUCAUACCGGUGAGAAGCCCUAUGUAUGUAAUGAAUGUGGAAAAGCCUUCUCUCAGAGAACUUCCCUUAUAGUGCAUAUGAGAGGUCAUACAGGUGAGAAACCCUAUGAAUGUAAUAAAUGUGGAAAAGCCUUCUCCCAGAGUUCCUCCCUCACUAUACAUAUACGAGGUCAUACAGGUGAGAAACCCUUUGACUGUACUAAAUGUGGAAAAGCCUUUUCUCAGAUUUCAUCUCUUACUCUUCAUAUGAGGAAACAUACAGGUGAAAAGCCCUAUAACUGUAUUGAGUGUGGCAAAGCUUUCAGCCAAAAGUCACACCUUGUUAGACACCAGAGAAUCCAUACUCAUCAGAAACAGUGUUUGUAGUGUGAGUAUGGAAAAGCCCUCAGAAGGAAUUAGCACCUCAUGGCACAUUACAUGAUUGGUUCUAGACCAGAAACCAGCGAAUGUGGGAAAGCCUUGUGAAGACGUUCACAGAUUUAUAAAACAUUAGAGAAUUAUUACCAGGUGAACAGUUUUAUGAAAAUGCUAUGAAAAAUCUUCAGCAGACACCUUACUCAUUGGUGGUAUUUAAUUAAUAUUCUCAAUUCUGAAAGAAGAUACCUACUAUUUGCAUAUCAACAUACUACUCAAGCUCCCAUCUAAUACAUUAAACAAGAAAAAAGAAGAUUGGGAAAAGAAUGAUAAAAUAGCCUUUUAUGUAAGAAAUAGCUAAUUACACAUGUGCUGAAAGAAAAUAUGUAAGAAUACAACAAUGAAUUAUGAGACAUUUAUAUCUAUAAAGACAUAGAUAUGUUGAAGGGCCCAAAAGAACACUUGUAAAAUUGAGAGAAAUGUAAUUAUUUCUGAAAAGACUUGACAUUGUAAAAACAUGUUCUCUCCAAAAUCUCUAAUGUACUUCCACUCAAAAUUUAUACCAGUUAGUUAUACUUGAGUUUCACAAACUGCUUUAAAAUAUAUGAGAAGUUAAAGGGCCUCAAAUAGCUGAAACAAAUUUGACAAAGCAAAACAACUAGGGAAGAUACACUGUUAUCAUUACAUACUUCAUUUAGAGCUGUUGUCAUUUAAACUCUGUCAUUCAGUGACUAUAAUCAGUGGAAACAAAUUGAAGAUUGAUAGAACAAUCCAAGAUACGGGAAUUUUGUGUAUGAUAAUGCUAUUGAAAUCACUGGGGUAAAAAUGGGCUACUAAGUGGAAGAUUUAUAUGAGCAAAAAACUUUGCUCUCUACCUUAUACUGUAUACAAAAAUAAAACCCAAAUAGUUUGAAGACCAGAAUAUAAAAUUAAAAUUCCAAAACUCUGAUGAAAAUAAAUUAUAUUACUUCAGAGUAACAGGAUUUCUUUAAAAACAAGAGACAAUCAGUUCUGUUUUGGUGUAUUGGCCUCAAAAGUACCUACAUGUAUGCACAAACAUAUGCCUAUCACUAUGUUCACUGUAUUAUGGCUUUUAUUGGACUAAAUUGGAAUAUAACAUAACUUUUUAGUAAUAGAGGGAUAGAUCAAUACCAUAUGUUUAUAUCUACAAUAGAAAACUAUACAGUAUUUAGAAAGAAAAUACAAAAUUCACAUAUAGUUACAUGGAUUGAUAUAUUGAGAGAAAAAAAGCAAAAUUCACAAUGAAACAUUUAAUAGAACAGUGAACAACAGCACUUAUAUAUCAUAUUGGUUGCCUUUGAAGAUAUGGAAAGGUUUGGUGUGAACUGUUACAUUGGUCUGUAAUAUUUCAUAAUAAAAGAAUGAAAUCAAA
This is a messenger RNA of Heterocephalus glaber (naked mole-rat), 3983 nucleotides long. RefSeq names its product zinc finger protein 569 (gene Znf569). Gene Ontology annotation, biological process: regulation of DNA-templated transcription. The record is from RefSeq and is a predicted model, not a curated record. Gene Ontology annotation, cellular component: nucleus. Lineage: Eukaryota; Metazoa; Chordata; Mammalia; Rodentia; Bathyergidae.